Molecule: messenger RNA, 1162 nt
Organism: Labrus bergylta (ballan wrasse)
Lineage: Eukaryota; Metazoa; Chordata; Actinopteri; Labriformes; Labridae
Gene: atox1
Product: antioxidant 1 copper chaperone
Biological process (GO): copper ion transport
Cellular component (GO): cytosol
Molecular function (GO): copper chaperone activity; metal ion binding
Source: RefSeq, a predicted model, not a curated record
AUCACAGCUACCUUUACUCUAGCCAGCCAGCCAGCCAGCUAGCUAGUGGACGUUUCUGGAGGCUUUCACGAUACUUUCGGAAGUCAGAGGCACAGGUCAAAAGCUGAACUAGUUUGCGCAAGAUCUCAUUAAACAUGACGAAGCACGAGUUUGAGGUUGCUAUGACGUGUGAGGGAUGCUCAGGAGCGGUUACCAGAAUCCUCAACAAGGUGGAAGGUGUGACGUUCGAGAUUGAUCUGCCCAAGAAACUGGUUUGGAUCGAGUCUGAGAAAGAUGUGGAAUUUCUUCAAAAGACACUGGAGAAAUGUGGGAAGGAGGUCAAGUACAACGGCACUAAAUGAAGGAAUCUGCUUCUCGUAGAAGGGGUGACAAUGCUGAUAAAACGAAAUCAUUGCUGCUCAUAUAAAGUGAAGAAUCAUGCUGGAAGUUCUGUACCCCUCAUGAGGAGAUGGACGGGCCUGUUCCCUCCCCAUGCCUGAACGCACAAAAUUAAAAAUGGAUGCAGAUUGGGUUUUUUUUUAAAGUAUAAUUUUGCAGAGACAGAACUGGCAAACAUGUAUGGAGAAAGACAACAAAAUCCUAUCGGUCAUGUCGUGAGCUCUUGUUUGUGUGAAAAGUGAAAUGAAGAGAUGAGAAAGUGAUGAUGCUGUCUUCUAACACGGUGGUAUGGUCUUAAUCAAUCUACAAGAAUUUCCAACACGCCUCUUUUCAGUUUACUACACAUACAAGGAGUUUGAUCGGGUGAAGGAUGUUUUUGAAAGAAAGGCCAUUCUAAAUCUUAUUUCUUAUUUCCAGCACUUGUUUUGUUUUACUUUCAGACAUCUGUAUUUGUUAAGUGUUUGAAGCAUUACAAUAAGACUCUAAUAAAUUCCUCAGAAUCAUUUAAAGUACAUUCCCUGAUUGUAAAACCUACUUCAGAUAACUUAGCUGAACUUGUCUUACAGCUUGCUUUUAGCUUCAACACAGUUUACACAACGAUAAUCCACGAGCACUACAGGUCACAUUCGUCAUGUUUAAUCGAGAUUUACUGACACAUUUCUCUUCACAACAUGAUUCUCUUUUGUUACUUCCUCAAACAGAUAAUCCCUUCUCCUGUACUUUUCUAAUUGUCUGUGUGAAUAUUUGUCUGCACAGAGGAAAUAAAAUCAGUUCUGCCUCAGUA